AUGUCUGCAACUCAUACUGGUAUUGGACUAAUCCUUCGGAAUUUUGCAGGUACCUUUGAACUGGGAUGCUGCUUCUAUGAUAGUGGACACCUAGAUGCGGAGCAUGCAGAGGUGGAAGGUUUGUUGCGAGCUAUACGAUGGGAAAAAGAACUCAAUCUGCAACAUGUUUGCUUUGAAACUGAUGCACAGAACGUAGUGGCAGCAACAAAUGGAGAUCCAACUAAAGUUAGAUGGGAAACACAAACACUCAUUCUUGAAGUUAUUAGUCUACUUAGCAAGAAUCCAUUAUGGACUUGCAAUUAUAUCCGUAGGAAGUUGAAUAAACCAACAGACACGCUGGCUAAGCACUCUAGGAAGUUUCAUAUUAGUAGUCAGUGGAUACAAUAUCCACCAAACUUUAUUGUUGCAGCUUUAAAUGCUGACACACACCUUAGCGAAGAGGUGUGGAUCAAGGUGAACACAUGGGUUGAGAAGAAUACUAAUGGAUUAAUACGAGAUCUUAUUCCUGAUAAUGGAUCAGUCAAUGAACAUACAGAACUUAUAUUGGCGAAUGCAAUCUAUUUCAAAGGAUGUUGGAACCAACAUCAAUUUGAUCGAAUGCUAACCAGGAAAUCCAAUUUCUAUCUCCUGGAUGGGGAAACAACAGUACAAACUCCCUUCAUAUCGUCGAACGGAGCGCACCAAUAUAUUACUUGUUAUGAUAGCUUCAUAGUACUUAAACUACCUUACAGAUGUUCGGGAUUAACAAAUCAAAAUGCUCGUCUCCAUGAACACACUGGUAUAAGGUUUUCUAUGUAUAUAAUUUUACCUAAGCAACGAGAUGGGCUUGGUGAGACUAUAACAAACGUGAGCUCUGAUACAACUGGUUUUCUGCGUAGACAUGUCCCAGUCUAUCCGAGAUUGGUUCUGACUGGAGAAUUCAAAGUUCCGAAGUUUAAAAUCCUUUUUGAUUUUGAAGCAUCCAGAGUACUCAAGGGAUCGGGUGUAUAUUUGCCUUUUGAAGAAGACGAGGCAGAGCUGAGAGAGAUGGUGGAUGCUGAUAAGCUUCAUGUUGCAUAUGUUUUUCACAAGUGUUUUGUUGAAGAAGAUGAAGAAGGAACUGAGGCUGCUGCUGUUACUGCUAUUUUGUGCGAGUCUGACGAUGCCGACUCUGAUGAUGAGGAGGUGGAUCCUGUCAAUUUUGUGGCAGAUCAUUAUUUCAUGUUCAUUGUAAGAGAAGAGCAGACUGGCGUGGUGUUGUUCAUGGGGAAUGUCCUUAAUCCUUUGUUAGAUUGGUGA
Messenger RNA from Papaver somniferum (opium poppy), 1278 nucleotides. RefSeq names its product serpin-ZX-like. Gene Ontology annotation, molecular function: RNA-DNA hybrid ribonuclease activity; nucleic acid binding; serine-type endopeptidase inhibitor activity. The record is from RefSeq and is a predicted model, not a curated record. The transcript has 2 exons. Bases 1 to 1278 code for a protein of 425 amino acids. Lineage: Eukaryota; Viridiplantae; Streptophyta; Magnoliopsida; Ranunculales; Papaveraceae.